CAUAUAUGGGCAAGGGGUUAGUUAAAACUCGGUUUAAAACUCGUAGCUGUAACGCCGGGUCUCUUCAUUUGCUACACAUACAGAAUACAUAUUUUUCGGUAAGUAUAAACGUGGUAGACAUCGUGCCUUCGGCAGUGCCCGGACAGCCACUAUCGCACACAAUGGUGCAGAACCGGAGACUGAGGAGAGCCCGUGAUUGGACAGAAUUUAAGAAGAGGAUCCUGGACGCCCGACGUAGUGACGUGCCUACGCAGGGAGGCGGGGCCGGGGUGCUGAUCAAAUUCUAAAUAAAAGGAGAGGACAGUUUGAAUACAAACAAAUACAUCAAGUACAAUAAAGGUUUCAGCCAUGCCCAUCCGCCGAGCUGCUGGGACGCCACCCCAGGAGACAGCCCCCAAGAACCCCACAGCAGCAGAGCCCGACGCCAGCUCCGAGGAGUCGGCGUCCGCAGGGGAGGAGCAGGAGAGCGAGGCCCCGGCACCGGCCCCGGCCCCUGCUGCUGAGGACGGGCAGGCCAAGGGAGACGGCAAGGAACCCGAAAGCAAGGAGGAGAAGAAGGAGGAGAAGAAGCCUGCUGAGGAGCAGAAGAAAGAGGACAAAGAUGCCGUGAAGGAGAAGGAGAGGAAGGUGAGGAAGACUAUCCCCGCCUGGGCCACCAUGUCCGCCAAGCAGCUGGCCCGCUCCCAGAAGCGCUCCCAGGUCACCCUGUACGUGCGGCCCAAGAUCGACGACAUCCUCACGGAGGCCAUCCAGGCCUGUUUCCACAAAACGGGAGCCUCUGCCUUUGCCAUCCGGAAGUACAUCCUGAAGAAGUACCCAUCUCUGGAGCUGGACAGGAGGGGCUACCUGCUGAAGCAGGCCCUGAAACGCGUGCUGCAGAGAGGGGCUAUCAAGCAGGUGAAAGGCAAGGGCUUCUCCGGUAGCUUUACUGUGGUCUCCAGCAACAGUAAGCAAGCCCAGAAAUCCAAGAAGAAGAGCAGUUCGGGUCCUUCCAGAGCAGUGACCAUGCCAGAGCCCACAGAAAAGCUGGAGGACACUCUGCCUCUUAUCUUCACACGCCUCUGUGAACCCAAGGAGGCCUCUUACCGCCUCAUCAAGAAAUAUGUGGAGCAGUACUUCCCCAAGCUGAAAGUGGACAGCAGACCCCACAUAUUAAAAAAUGCCUUACAGAGAGCUGUAGAGAAAGGCCAGUUAGAACAACUGACUGGCAAGGGAGCAUCAGGAACCUUCCAGAUCAAGAAGGCAGGGGAAAAGUUUCUCCUGAACCGGAGCCCACUCGAGGAGGCCAUCCUGUCGGCCAUCACAGCCAUGAACGAGCCCAAAACCUGCAGCACCACUGCGCUCAAGAGAUUCAUCCUGGACAACAACCAGGGCGGGAAGGUCUACCUCCAGCUCAACAACCUGAAGAGGACCCUGCGGAGGUGUGAGAUGUUCGGCUGGAUGGAGCAGAUCUCUGGGAAGGGAUUCAGUGGGACUUACCAGCUGUGCUUCCCCUACUACCCCAGCCCUGCUACUCUGUUCCCUGACAAACACAAGGAAGGGGAGGAGGACGAGGAGGAGUCUUCUGAGGAGGAGGAGUCCGAGGAAGAGGAGUCCGAGGAAGAGUCGGAAUCUGAGGAGGAAGAGCCACCUCCCAAGAAAAGGCCACCUCAGAAGCGCCCCCCGCCCAAAGUGCGGACCCCCCCCGCUCCCAAGCGCCCCAUGCCGGCGGGCAAAAACAGGAGCGUGGGGGCGCAGAAGGCCAGCACCCAGGUCUUCUCCCCGAAGGGCAAGCGGCCCGCCCCGGCUAAGAAGCCAGCCCCCGUCAAGAAGCCAGCGCCCCCCAAGAAGGCCCCCGCGCCCGCCAAGGCAUCCCCGACCAAGAGGGCCGCCCCCUCGAAGAAGCCCAAGACGCCGGCGACCAAGAAGAUGACGAGCCGGGCUUCCAAGAAACCGCCGGCCAAGAAGACUCCGGCCAAGUCGCCCGUGAAGGCCAAGCCAGCAGCACGCAAAUCCCAGCGGACGAGGAAGUGAUCGCAGCGGGGGUUAAAGGUUAACUGUAGCUCUAGACACUGCAAUGCUUUUUCGUCUUUCUGUUGUUCCAUCUCCCGGUUUUGUUUUCUGCUCCUUAGUCUUUAGGUUUGCAUGUGGGGGAAACAGGCAUCCUUUUAAACCUUGGCUCUUCUGUUUUUAAUAUCUCUUUGUUUUUACAUUUUAAGGCAGGAAAAUGUUUUACACGAAAAACAAAGCUAACCCAGCUGCCAAUUUUAAUGAUUUCAGACAUUUACUUUAAAAAAAAAUGGGCUUUUAUGGUAGGGAACUUUUAGUGCUUGCGUUGUAAGGAAGACCAGCUUUUCCUUUCUCAAAGCCAAAUAUUGCGAUUCUAAAAUAGAUUAAAACUAGAGUACACUGCAAAUGUAAAUGUCAUUUAAGUUUUUUUUAUUUAGUUAUUCACGUACUGUGAAUACGUUCCACGGUAAAUUUAAGUCAGCUCACAGCAUAAAGUGAACUGUGCCUGGCCUGCCAGUUCCUUAAGAGCAGGCAAAUAUUCUUUUUUUUUUAAAUGUAAGAUGUCUCUUUAAACCACUCAACCAGUUGGUAAAGAUUUAAGCAUUUUGUAACUCUAACUUCAGACUUUUGCCCUGAACAACAGUUAAAGGUUUUAGGUUCGUUACUUCUGUACAGUAUGUCUGUUACUGUCUCCGUCUGAAUCAUUUUGUGUCCAUUUCACUCCAGCUCUUGAGCAAAUGGUUGUCACCUUUCUGGAAGUCUUUGUAAAGCCUUAAAGGGAUAUUAUCUUGACCAGUGUUUCUCAAGUUCAUACUUGUACCUCACUCACGUCACUACGAUUUUUGUCCGACAUCUUUUUCUGUUGUCGUUUUUAAUCUGGAAGUGCCAAGGACAUUCUUAAUGAAACGGAGGGACAUUUAUUUCAGCACCGUCUAGACCUCCUGUUCAGAUUUCAACUAUGAUGUUGACAGGACAGCUUCUUUUUAGGAUUACUGAAGAUUUUUCCUCCUUAAACUCUUAUGAAGGAAAACUAGACUGCAGUUGGCUAUAGCUUCCAAAUGUUAUAUGGUUCCAGUCUGAAAGCUGAAAAACUGUCAUUCAUCAGAAGGGAGGUGGAGCAAAUUGGACAGAAAGGGCUAUGAUUGGAUGACAGAUUGUAAGUAUUAAGCAGGACAAGUUAUUUGGAAUGGGUUGAAGAAGAACACAUUUUGGUGUAGCUUUUCUAUUAUCGAUAGUAGUUCAAAGAAUAUAUAUAACUCAUUCCAAAAAUAGUCUUGUAAAAACUGAUAAGCUUAUCUUAAAAGAGUAAAAGAGCUUAUUUAAAUCAGUGGUCCUUUAAAGUUACCUGUUUUUUGUUGCUGUAUUCUAUAAACGAAUUAAAGUGAAAGGCUAAUUUGAAUUUGGCCAUAUUCUCUGUGUGUUAGUGUAUGGCUGUGAUUAAGAAGACUUUGUUUUGGAUAACCCUUUAGAACUUUGCUCAAUAUGUUCUUUACGUGCAUGUCAUACCCUAAUUUGUGAUGCUUAUUCUGUAGCCAUUAAUAAAGUUACUUGUAUAUUUGUACUUGA
This is a messenger RNA of Lepisosteus oculatus (spotted gar), 3555 nucleotides long. It is a transcript of the gene hp1bp3, whose product is annotated as heterochromatin protein 1, binding protein 3. Gene Ontology annotation, cellular component: chromosome; nucleus; nucleosome. Gene Ontology annotation, biological process: nucleosome assembly; heterochromatin organization. The record is from RefSeq and is a predicted model, not a curated record. Lineage: Eukaryota; Metazoa; Chordata; Actinopteri; Semionotiformes; Lepisosteidae. Gene Ontology annotation, molecular function: nucleosome binding; DNA binding.